AUGCCCCAAGCCGUAAUGGCUCUAGAGACGGCAAGCAGUCUCUGGGGUCUCACCGUCAACCCGUUCAACAGCAGCUUUGGCGACGGGGUCCUCAUCGCCAUGAGAGCCGCCUUCAACGGGCUGUACGCCAUCCGUCCUACGGCCGACUGCAUGUCCAAGACCGGCAUACACAGCUGGAACCCGUCCCGAACGUCGAUCCGGGUGUCGUGCGGCCCUGGGACCCAUUCCAUGCGUGACCUGAAGAGAAUCACCGCCGUGCUGAACAGUGCCAAUGCCGCCUUUGAUGUAAGCUGUGCCCUGGUGCCUUGGAGACACGUUCCUGUCUCGGAGGAGAAGCUCGUCUUCGGGUUGCUGACGUACGACGGCGUGGUUACACCGCACCCACCGGUCCUGAGAGCCGUGAAAGAGGCUGUCCAGAAGCUCGAGGCCGCGGGACAUGAAAAUGAGCACAGAGAAGGGUUCGACUUUGCGGCAAAACAUGACCCGGCGCAGUGA
Molecule: messenger RNA, 495 nt
Organism: Metarhizium acridum CQMa 102
Lineage: Eukaryota; Fungi; Ascomycota; Sordariomycetes; Hypocreales; Clavicipitaceae
Source: RefSeq, a predicted model, not a curated record